CACACCCUCAGGAGAGAGGAACCAGCCCCCUUCCAGCCUGGGCUUCCGGCUCCAAGCAGACCCCCUCCCCCUUCUGCUGUCCCUCUCCCGGCCACUGCAUGCUAUCCGUCCUCUCCCGGAGCGCUGCAAUAUUUUCUUUCUGCCUCUCUCCGCUCCUCCAUUUGUUUUGUGUUUCCCACUCUUUGAGGAAGGAUGGUUGAUUUGGAGAGCGAAGUGCCCCCUCUGCCUCCCAGGUACAGAUUUCGGGAUUUGCUGCUGGGGGACCAAGGAUGGCAGAACGAGGACAGGGUACAAGUUGAAUUCUAUAUGAAUGAAAACACAUUUAAAGAGAGAUUGAAAUUAUUUUUUAUUAAAAACCAGAGAUCAAGUCUAAGAAUACGUCUGUUCAAUUUUUCUCUCAAAUUAUUAAGCUGCUUUUUAUACAUAAUCCGAGUCCUGCUAGAAAGCCCUUCACAAGGAAAUGAAUGGUCUCAUAUCAUUUGGGUGAACAGAAGUCUACCUUUAUGGGGCCUCCAGGUUUUAGUGGCCUUGAUAAGUCUAUUUGAAACAAUCUUACUUGGUUAUCUCAGUUACAAGGGAAACAUCUGGGAGCAGAUUUUACGAGUACCCUUCAUCUUGGAAAUAAUUAAUGCGGUUCCCUUCAUCAUCUCAAUAUUCUGGCCUUCCUUAAGGAAUCUGUUUGUCCCAGUCUUUCUAAACUGCUGGCUUGCCAAACAUGCCUUGGAAAAUAUGAUUAAUGAUCUCCAUAGAGCCAUUCAGCGUACCCAGUCUGCAAUGUUUAAUCAAGUUCUGAUUUUAAUAUCUACAUUACUAUGCCUUAUCUUCACCUGCAUUUGUGGAAUCCAACAUCUUGAACGAAUAGGGAAGAAGUUGAAUCUGUUUGACUCCCUUUACUUCUGCAUCGUGACAUUUUCCACCGUGGGCUUCGGCGAUGUCACUCCCGAAACCUGGUCCUCCAAGCUCUUUGUUGUUGUUAUGAUCUGUGUUGCUCUCGUGGUCCUACCCAUACAGUUUGAACAGAUGGCCUAUCUGUGGAUGGAGAGACAAAAAUCAGGUGGAAAUUAUAGUCGACACAGAGCUCAAACCGAAAAGCACGUUGUUCUGUGUGUCAGCUCACUGAAGAUUGACUUACUUAUGGACUUUUUAAACGAAUUCUAUGCUCACCCAAGACUGCAGGAUUAUUAUGUGGUCAUUUUGUGUCCUACUGAAAUGGACGCGCAGGUUCGAAGGGUCCUGCAGAUUCCAAUGUGGUCACAACGUGUCAUCUACCUUCAAGGUUCAGCCCUUAAGGAUCAGGAUCUGCUGAGAGCAAAAAUGGACGACGCUGAGGCCUGUUUUAUUCUGAGCAGUCGUUGUGAAGUGGACAGGACAUCCUCUGACCACCAAACAAUUCUGAGAGCAUGGGCUGUAAAAGAUUUUGCUCCAAAUUGCCCUUUGUAUGUGCAGAUAUUAAAGCCUGAAAAUAAAUUCCAUAUCAAAUUUGCUGAUCAUGUUGUGUGUGAAGAAGAAUUUAAAUACGCCAUGCUAGCUUUAAACUGCAUAUGCCCAGCCACUUCCACCCUCAUCACACUCCUGGUUCACACGUCUAGGGGGCAGGAAGGCCAGCAAUCGCCAGAGCAAUGGCAGAAGACAUACGGCAGAUGUUCUGGGAAUGAAGUUUACCAUAUUACUUUGGAAGAAAGUACAUUUUUUGCCGAAUACGAAGGAAAGAGUUUUACGUAUGCCUCAUUCCAUGCACACAAAAAGUAUGGUGUCUGCUUGAUUGGUGUUAGGAGGGAGGAUAAUAAAAACAUUUUACUGAAUCCAGGUCCUCGAUACAUUAUGAAUGCUACAGAUAUAUGUUUUUAUAUUAAUAUUACCAAAGAAGAGAAUUCAGCAUUUAAAAACCAAGACCAGCAGAAAAAAAGCAAUGUACCAAGGUCAUUUUAUCAUGGACCUUCUAGAUUACCCGUACAUAGCAUAAUUGCCAGCAUGGGUACCGUCGCUAUAGACUUGCAAGACACAAGCUGUCGAUCCGCAAGUGGCCCUACCCUGUCUCUUCCUACAGAGGGAAUCAAAGAAGUCAGAAGACCCAGCAUCGCUCCUGUUUUAGAGGUCGCAGACACGUCCUCCAUUCAAACAUGUGACCUUCUAAGUGAUCAAUCAGAAGAUGAAACCACACCAGAUGAAAAAAUGUCCUCCAACUUAGAAUACGCUAAAGGUUACCCACCUUAUUCUCCAUAUAUAGGAAGUUCACCCACUUUUUGUCAUCUUCUUCAUGAAAAAGUGCCAUUUUGCUGCUUACGACUAGACAAGAGUUGCCAGCAUAACUACUAUGAGGACGCAAAAGCUUAUGGAUUCAAAAAUAAACUAAUUAUAGUUGCAGCUGAAACAGCUGGAAAUGGAUUGUAUAAUUUUAUUGUUCCUCUCAGGGCAUAUUAUAGACCAAAGAAAGAACUCAAUCCCGUUGUACUGCUGUUGGAUAACCCGCCAGAUAUGCAUUUUCUGGAUGCAAUCUGUUGGUUUCCAAUGGUUUACUACAUGGUGGGCUCUAUUGACAACCUAGAUGACUUACUCAGGUGUGGAGUGACUUUUGCUGCCAACAUGGUGGUCGUGGACAAAGAGAGCACCAUGAGCGCCGAAGAAGACUACAUGGCAGAUGCCAAAACGAUUGUAAACGUGCAGACCCUUUUCAGGUUGUUUUCCAGUCUCAGUAUUAUCACAGAGCUUACUCACCCAGCUAACAUGAGAUUCAUGCAAUUCAGAGCCAAAGACUGUUACUCUCUUGCGCUUUCAAAACUGGAAAAGAAAGAACGAGAAAGAGGCUCUAACUUGGCCUUCAUGUUCCGACUGCCUUUUGCUGCUGGGAGGGUGUUCAGCAUCAGCAUGUUGGACACUCUUCUUUACCAGUCAUUUGUGAAGGAUUAUAUGAUUUCUAUCACCAGACUGCUGCUGGGAUUGGAUACCACCCCAGGAUCGGGGUUCCUCUGCUCUAUAAUAUGUAAUAAUUCAUAUGGAUUCCAGAUGAGAAUCACGGAGGAUGACUUAUGGAUCAGAACGUACGCCCGACUUUAUCAGAAGCUGUGCUCUUCUAGCGGAGAUGUUCCCAUUGGGAUCUACAGGACAGAAUCUCAGAAACUUACGACAUCUGAGUCUCAAAUAUCCAUCAGUGUGGAAGAGUGGGAAGACACCAAAGAUUGCAAAGAACAUGGCCACCACCGAGGCAGCCACCGCAACUCCACGUCCAGUGACCAGUCGGACCAUCCCCUGCUGAGAAAGAAGAGCCUGCAGUGGGCCCGAAGGCUGAGCAGAAAAGGCCCCAGACACUCUGGUAAAACAGCUGAGAAAAUAACCCAGCAGCGACUGAACCUCUACAGGAGGUCAGAGAGACAAGAGCUUGCUGAACUUGUGAAAAAUAGAAUGAAACACUUGGGUCUUUCUACAGUGGGAUAUGAUGAAAUGAACGAUCAUCAGAGCACCCUGUCCUACAUCCUGAUUAACCCGUCUCCAGACACCAGGCUAGAGCUGAAUGAUGUUGUAUACUUAAUCCGACCAGAUCCACUGGCGUACCUGCCAAACAGUGAACCCAGUCGGAAAAACAGCAUCACCACUGCUGGUCAAGAUUCUCGGGAGGAAACUCAGCUUUGAUAAUGAGAAAAUAAGAGACUUCUUUUUUCCUACAAGGAUCUUGCUUGAAAGAACUCCAAAUCUUAGGGCGGAAAAAAAAAGCGCUGCUGUCAUUAAAUGAACUAGACUAGAAUAUAUUCAUAUCUCUCAUAUUUAAAAAAAAUCUGUUCUCUUAGAAGUAUAGAUUAUUUUGAAAUUUCACAUACUCCUUAUUGGCAUUCCUCCUGUUAAUAUUGGAAAGAUAACAAUGGAAUGAGUUUGAAAACCUGUUAAAACAUAAUUCUAAAUUUGAUAUUUAAUUGUUUGACAGUAAUCUAAACUGUAUGAAGCCAAUUUAAAAAGUAUUAAGGUUUUAUGAAAGUAAACUGAAAAUCCAGAUAUAUUUGGUGCAUCACAAUGGACACAGAAGAUUGGGCUCCUCUUAAAAGUUAAAUGUGUCACAUUAUAUUCUUUAAACUCUCUCUUUUAUAAAACUGAGCUCUUCAUCAAUGUCUAAUCUUUUCUCCACAGAGAUUAACAAACUUGUUGCCUGACAUUGUUGUAAGAAUCAUAGUUUGUUUUAGAAUAUAAAUCUUGAAGUCAUUUUAACCUGUUUUUGUUGCCUUUUCACAUGAUGUCAUAUUUAUUUUAGAAUUUGAGAUGCUCACAGCAUGUUUUAUUACACUGAAGAAGCAAAACAAACAAAAAGAAAUAUCAAAUACCUGAACUUCUUGCUAACAUGUCUGACACACACUCUACGUCAAAAGUAUACUAAAAAGCAAAUAUUGAUUGUUCUCCUACACGAAUGCCUAACAUACAUAAAAUACUUAAACACAUUUGUUGACUUAAUUUCAUCCAAGAAUUGAAAUAUUAACUGACGUAUGCAGUAAUGGUUUUCAUAAGACGCUUGAGUUUUAACAUUUCUCAUAUAUCUAUACAGAAUAUUUCAGUAGAAAGAUACUUUAAAAUUCAAAACAGGAAAAUGAUAUGUCUUAUAUAAUACAAAGACAGUGAAACAUUAGAAGUCCUCCUUUAUGUUUGUAGUAUUUAAAUCGUCAUACACAAAAACAUAGUACGUUGAAACAUUUGAUUUAAUUUUGAAAAAUUAUCUAUAGGAAUAGUUUUAAUGUAGUGAGGAAAAGUGUGCAAUAAAGAUAGGUAGUUCUGCCAUUGAAAUUUAACAUAAAUCAUGUGGAAUCUGACAGUUAUAAAUUAAAUAUAAAUGGGCCCUUGGUGACCUGUAUCUCACAUCAGAAACAAUGAAAAGCACAAAAGCAUAGCUCACCAGGUAGUGAGAAUACGUUAAGGCAUUCCCACGGAAGAGACAUUGGUAAAUUUAAAGAGAUAUUUUUCUUCUAAUUUUGUAUUUUUUAAAAUUUGACAUGGAGUUUUAAUUCAACAGAAAAUAGGACACAUAAGACGACAAAGAAACAUUUUAUCCUAUUUUUUCAUAAAGCAGAUAAAUGGAAAUAAAAGGAUUAAGAAAUACAGAUAAAGAAAACCCUGUAGUCCCCAAAUAAUUCUGUAGAAAUAAAGACGUAAAACAUAAAAUAUGAAAUUAUGAACAUACGCCAUUGUAUAAUUGGGCUUAGAGAAUAUGAAAUGCCUAUUUGUUAUUCUUGUCUUAGUAAUUUUACAUUAUUCUCAUUUUGGAAUAACAAAAACACCAAGGAUUUCCCCUAAAGCAGGGAGAUCUUAUCUUUAAUUUUCUUUAACCAGACAGGGAAGUAGAAUUUACAAAAAAAUUGCUUAAAAUUGAAAUUAUACCUUAAAACAAAUUUUGUAUGUAUAGGUAUGUAUGUUAUAAACACAUGGAAAAUACAUUUGACAAACACAUAUUAACAUGUAAAUUAUUCAAACCAAAGUCAGAAGCAAACUAAUAUAUGUAAUGGAGAAUACUAAUAAAUUUAAUGAAUCUUUUCAUAUUUGCAUAUCGAUAGUCAAGUAUGAUGUUUGAGUUGCCAUUUCUUUAUUUCACUACACUUAUUUUAAGGAAUAAAUGUAAGAUUUUAUGAUUCACCUGUUUCCUCACAAGAUCUCGUUUAGUAUUUUUGCAUUAUGACAGCUAUUAAGACUCAGAUUUUAAGUUAGGACAUGAUUCUAUUUCCUAUAAAACUAAUAAUUUUGUUUCAUAAAUUUUACAAUAAUUAUUUUUGAUUAUGAACAUUAGUCAAAAUUUAAUAUAUGACACAAUUCAUAUCAGCUUGCUAUAAGAAUGAGUUUAUUAGUCUUUCUGUUAUUAAAAAACAUAAAAACAUGCUUAUAAAAGCCUUUUAAGAAACUGUUGCCUUUUUAAAAUACUUAGACUUGCACAUGAAAAUAAAAGACAAAGUCAAUAAUAGUCCUUGUAACCCUAGGGGAACUGGUUCUGUUUACUGUCUAUGUACCAUUUUGCUUUCGGUUACAUCGAACUGCUUUAAAUUAAAGA
This is a messenger RNA of Hipposideros armiger (great roundleaf bat), 6013 nucleotides long. RefSeq names its product potassium sodium-activated channel subfamily T member 2 (gene KCNT2). The record is from RefSeq and is a predicted model, not a curated record. The transcript has 28 exons. NCBI's taxonomy places the organism in Eukaryota, Metazoa, Chordata, Mammalia, Chiroptera, Hipposideridae. Gene Ontology annotation, cellular component: plasma membrane. The coding region runs from base 193 to 3627 and encodes 1144 amino acids. Gene Ontology annotation, molecular function: intracellular sodium-activated potassium channel activity; outward rectifier potassium channel activity. Gene Ontology annotation, biological process: potassium ion transmembrane transport.